This is a messenger RNA of Penicillium arizonense, 792 nucleotides long. Its product is annotated as class I SAM-dependent methyltransferase. The transcript has 4 exons. Bases 1 to 792 code for a protein of 263 amino acids. Lineage: Eukaryota; Fungi; Ascomycota; Eurotiomycetes; Eurotiales; Aspergillaceae. The record is from RefSeq and is a predicted model, not a curated record.
AUGGCUACCACGACUAUGGAACGCGGCUAUCACAACACAUCAUCGUCAUAUGUCCUUCCCAAUGACGCCAUUGAGCAGGAUCGACUCGAUGCGCAAGCCGAUGCCAUUACGCCUCCCAAAGCAGUCGAUAUUGGCUGCGGAACUGGUAUUGCAACCAUUCAUCUGGCUGCUAUGCUCCCCAGCGCAAACGUGGUCGGCGUUGACAUUACUCCUGUUCCCGCACCUGCACUUGCUGCUGCCUCGCCCAAUCUGCAAUGGGAGACUGGUAAUAUUCUAGAUGUGGACAUGGAGAAGCAGACGGACAGCCUCAGCCGUGGUGCAUUGGCACCAAACUCUAUUGGCUACUUCUUUGGACGCAUGUUGUUCCUGGGUAUCAACGACUGGCACAAGUACCUCCAGGUUGCCAGCCUCAUGCUUCAGGACCAAGGCAUCAUUGAGCAUCAGGACCUAGAUUGGAAGUUCUAUCAAGCCGUCGAGAAGGCCGGUCUAUCCGAAAUUUCUGGAUCCAAUGCGGCCUGUCUCAUGGAGACGGCUGGUCUGAAAGUUAUUGAAGCUCGGAAGUUUGAGUUUUCGUUUGUCCCGUCGGGCAAGUCUCCCAACAGUCAAGCAAUGGGUCGAUACAUGCAAGCGAAGCUGAUGUUAAACUAUCCAGAGCUGAUGGGAAAACUACUAGGGUUGCUGGACAUUGCCCACGACGAAGUGGAACAGCUCAUCCGCGAUGCUUUAAGAGACCUGUCAUCUGAGGAAAGAAUUCAUCAGAAAUACACUGUCACUAUUGCAAAGAAAGCAUGA